CUGUGUCAGGCGUGCCCGCCAGAGGAAUGCGCGCGCCCGCGGCCCCCCCCCCCCCUCCUCGUCCUCGCAGCUCGUGUCCGGCGCUAAUUGGAGUGGAGCGCCGCUGCAGAUUAUAAAAUGUAAAUAGCCUCCAUGAAGCUUUUCCUGCGUUUAUCUCAAGUUGUCCCGCUGCUGCGUGAGUGCAGCGCGGCGGUGCCGAGGACCUGAGAAGCUGCCGGCCUGUCUGCUCACCAGCCUCAUCCCUCCUCUCCUCCCGUCAGGAUGCCAACUCAACAUCGCCUUUUCUCUUCUACUUGGAACAAGUUGAUCUCUCUCCGAAGAGGCUGAUGGGACAGCGACUGUGUGGGUUAUUGGGUUUUUGUUUUUGUUUUUGUUUUUUCUUGCAUUUCUCUCCCAGCGGGUCGGAUUCUGCUGCGUGCUGCGUCACUUGAUUUUUUUGGCCGAUUUUUAAUUUUUUUUUUUGAUUUGAAGACUUCAGUGGAGCGGCCCGGAAAAGAAGAUAUAUAGCCUACAUUUAAACAAAAAAGAAAAAAGAAAACGAGGCGAAGACGACCUGCUCGACCAAACUUAUUCCAUUUUCGUGUCCGCCUGGUUUUAUUCGGGGUUUUUUUUGUUGUUGUUUGACUUUUAUUUUCUUAAUUUUUAUUUUGUUUUAAUCUUGAGAUGUGUUCACGGUCCUGAUCUGGAAGAUUAGAGCAGAGUAUAACCGUUGGUGGCUUACAUGUAGCGGAGACAAGAGGCUGUGUGUGUCUGAGGGAUCCAUCAGAGGCUUAUAUAAGAGGAGCCGUCAUGUAUGCAGGACGCAAGAGGAGAAAACCAGUCCAGAGGGCGGUGAAGCAGGCGCCGUCUGAAGGGGCCAAGUCCAACCCGUCCAAACGGCACCGAGACCGGCUGAACGGGGAGCUGGAGCGCCUGGCCAGCCUGCUGCCUUUCCCCGAGGAGGUCACCGCCACUCUGGACAAACUCUCCAUCCUCCGCCUGAGUGUCAGCUACCUGAGGGCCAAGAACUUCUUCUCCGUCACCCUGAACGGUCGGAACGGAGCGACUCCGGCCGGCAUGAAUGAUGGCGACGGUAAAACAGCGGGAUCGGUGGAGACCAAGAUUCCUGAAGGCGAUCUUCUGCUGCAGGCUCUCAAUGGUUUUGUCCUGGUCAUCACUGCUGGCGGGAUCAUCUUCUACUCCUCACACACCAUCCAGGACUACCUGGGCUUCCACCAGACGGAUGUUAUGCACCAGAGUGUGUACGAACUGGUCCAUACAGAGGACCAGCAGGAGCUCAGGAGAAACUUGCACUGGGCUUUGAACCCUCCACCCGCUGCUGCAUCUGCCAUCACCCAGGACUCCCCCGAAGAGAUGGAACCAGACAGCAGCUCAUCUCUGGUCAGCUACAACCCCGAGCAGCUUCCCCCGGAGAACUCAUCCUUCCUGGAGAGGAGCUUUGUGUGCCGCUUCCGCUGCCUUCUGGACAACUCCUCUGGAUUUCUGGCUUUGAACAUUCAGGGCCGACUGAAGUUUCUGCAUGGACAGAGCCAGCGGCAAGAAAACGGAGGGAAGGUCCUGUCACAGCUCGCACUUUUUGCCAUUGCAACUCCUCUGCAGCCACCAUCCAUCCUGGAGAUCAGGACCAAGAACAUGAUCUUCAGAACCAAACACAAGCUGGACUUCACCCCUCUGGCCUGUGACGCAAAGGGGAAGAUAGUGCUGGGGUACACGGAGGCUGAACUUCGUGUACGAGGAUCUGGCUAUCAGUUCAUCCACGCGGCGGACAUGUUGUACUGCGCAGAGAACCAUGUCAGAAUGAUGAAGACUGGAGAGAGCGGUCUGACAGUGUUCAGGCUCUUGACGAAGGAGAAUCGCUGGAAAUGGGUCCAGGCCAAUGCCAGGCUGGUUUACAAGAACGGCAAACCCGACUACAUUAUCGCCACCCAGAGGCCUCUUUUGGAUGAGGAGGGAGGAGAACAUUUGCGGAAGCGCUCUAUGCAUCUACCCUUUACCUAUGCUACAGGAGAGGCCCUGCUCUACCAGUCCAACCAUCCCAUAGCAGGCUUUAGAGAUGGAGGCCACGAGAAAAACGGCAGUAAGUCAAAGAAGAGCCGGACUGAAAGGCUGGUGAGGGAUGGUGUGGACCCUGGUUCUCUUCUCGGGGCUCUCAUGAGUCAGGAUGAGUCGGUGUAUGUCUGCCAGCCCGCCAUGGAGCCCAAGAUGUCCUUCCACAGCAGCUUCUUUGGAGACAUAAUGGGCUUCUCUGAUUCUGAACCCUCCAGCUUGCACAGGAGCUGGGACGAGCCGAGCAAUGGUGUGCUGGGCCCUGGUAUCACACAGGCAGGACCCAGCUUUGACCCUCUGCUGGCUACUCUCGACUCCCUCUCUCUGGAUGGCCAAGGGGUUGGUGAUUCAGAAGAGGUGGGUUGUUCAAACGGCGAGCUGUUUGGGGCUCUGGAAGGGCUGGGGCUGAGUGCUGAGGACCUAGAGCUGCUACUGCUUGAUGAGCGGAUGAUUAGAGUUGAGAUGGACCCUGAGCGAGUGCCCACCUUGGAUGACUUGCUUACAAAUGAGGAGAUCCUUUCUUAUAUCUACGACUCCUUAGAGGGAAAGAUUAAUUCCUCAGAGCGUGGAGGACAGGCGCCUCCCAGUACUUCCUCAGCGACAGCCACAACGGUGUCAAUACCUGAAAGUAAUCCCACCCCUGACAAUAAUGUGCAAAUGCAGUUUCCUCACAAUAAGCCUCCCCUGGUGGAGCAGGCUCCCAUUGUCCAGCUGUCCCAGCAGAUGCAACAGCACCUCAAUAUGCGACCUGAUAAAGUGGCGCAUGACUGGGGCCAGCAGAGUAACCAUUUGCCGAAAACAACAGUGAAUGGAGACCUGCAAAAUCAAUCUAUCCCCAACGGACAAUGGACACCCCAAGGCAUUCUAGCCAGUGCAGGGAUACAACUGGAUCAUUUCAACACACAACAGACUAUUUUCAAUGGCAAGGCCUCAGAACUGGAUGGAAAGCUUCUUGAGCAGAAAACGCAUCAACGGUACCUUCAGCAGCAGCAGCAACCCAGGAUGCAGAGCCAGCGCUCACAGCAGUGCCAUGCCAAACAGAAGGCAGACCACCUCAACGGACUGUGUGAUAUCUCCAGCACAGAGCAUUCAGCAGGGAAAUCCCAGUGGCAGGCCUUUGGAUUCAGUGAAAAUCUGGGCAGCAAUGCCUGCCUUGAUAACAGCCAAAAACCUCUGACAAACACCUCACUAGAUUCUUGCAUGGAUUACAGCAUGCCUGAUAUUGACAAUGUGGAUUACACUAUUAGUGAAAGUAUGUUUGGAAGGAGUGGACAACAGCACAGGGCCGAGUCCACAGUUUCAUCAUUCCCAGGGAUGAACCAUAAUCAGCAGCAGGAGCAGAUCCCAGUUCCUUUGGCCCAGGUCAUCUCCAGCCUUUCGCAGUGCCCACCCCCCAACACCUCCCUGGAGCAGAUCUUAGGAGUGGGCAAGCCCUGCCGGCAGUUGGACCAUUUUGGCAUGGUGACCUCUGAGAUCCCUCAUGACCCCAGUCCCAAGAUGGAGAAUGGCUGCAUCCUGAACAGUACUUACCCAGGAGGCUGUGCCCUGCCCAAUAGGAACGGGGCAGUGCCCCCUACUGUCCAGAUGCCCGGCCCUGAGACUUUGUCCAGCCUCCCCGACCCACCAGCCACCGGCUUCUACCUCUGACCAGCUGACCAGACACAGUCAUGCAGCAGGACACUGUUAAUGGCCAGAAACACACAAUGACUGGACCAGCCUUAUACAUCUAGAUACACAACAAACAAAGCUGAAUAAUGUAGGCCUAUAUGUUUUUCUUUCGUUCAUUUUGAAUUUAUAAGAUUUCUUUUUUGUGUGUGGGGGGAGGGGAGAUCAAUGUGUUGUAUUUCAAGUCAUAUUAUCAUACGAGUCCUUUGUUUACAAUAAUGCAGUGAAGAGUGCUCAGUUGAGUUUAUUUUAAGUAAUAAAGAGAGGUAAAUAUGAGUUUCUAAGGAUGAGUUCUACAAAUCUGCGUUCAGAUACAAUACGACACACUAUGUAGAGCCAUAGGAAACAGGAGUUAUGGCGAGUUCUGUGUAUUUUUGGGGGGUCAGUCCCAAUUAUUCAAUACUGAUGUUUAAAAAAACACAAUACAGCUUUUAGUCCUUGUGGGAUUUAAUGAUAUUUUAUGUCCAGUAAAAGGGCAAUAUAACACAAGGAGGAGAUGUCUCAAAGAUGUUCUAUUUACUGAGUUAAUAUUUGGUGCUAUUGGUAGAUAAAUUAUAAAUACAUCCCCGGUGGAGGCUAUUGCUUGUAUUGGAUUAAAGGAACAGUUCACCCAAAAAUGAUACAGCAGCCAUUUUCUCCUCAACCCCAUGCUGAUGGAAAGUCGGGUGAAGUUUCUUAGUCCACAAAACAUUUCUGGAGCUUCACAGCAAAAUAGCGUUGCAGCAAUCCCCCAAGCAACUGUAGUAGUCGGAGACUUGUUUUAACACGUAGAACAACAGCCAGGCUAACACAUGCAGACAUACUGAGGUGAAAACAGGUCGUUGUAUGUCUCCACUUUGUGAAUGUACAGAAACAGGAGCAGAAAUCAGGAGGACAGGACUUUAAGUAUCCGAUCAAGCAUCAGAUGCAGUUCAUUGUUGUUAUUUUGUUAAAUAUUGAAUUUGUUUUUUAGGUUAUUUGAUUCGCUUUGUAUCUGAACGCACCAUAAAACACACACUCCGUGACGUGACAACAGUUGUUUUUUGUUUUUUUUGUCACUGGCAGUCGACAGGACUUCAGCAUCGCUCAGAGUUUUUCCAUCAUGCUACAAGAAUGUAAUCUUUUCAGUGUUCAGUGAUUUCUUUGUUGAACGGUUUUCACUUGUCAACAAUGAGAUUAAUCCAUAUAUGUUUGGAAAAAAGUAUAGAAUUUAUGGUUAGAUAUAUACUGCACUUUAUUUCAAGCACCCAAUUAAUGCAGAUCUGUAGUCGGGGACACUGGAGUUGGAAAACCAACAGACCCUGUUUUGUUUUCUUCUUAUUUUGAGGUACAUUUCAGGUGAUGGGUUAAUGUCCUCACGAGCACAAACACUUCUGUACAACUGUUACUGACAUCAUUUUUUUUUUUUUUUGUCUUUCUCCACUUGAAUUAUUAUUUUGUCGUUGUUCUUUUUUUUUAUUUUGGUCAUUGUUAAAAAGUUUAACUGACUCGACUGAUAAGAGGAGUUUUUUAAUUUCCUGUAUUUAUUCAUGUCCUACAGCAAGAAAGCAUUCUUGAUUGUUUUGAAGUUGAUGUGUACGACAUUCCUCUCAUGGUUUGUCAUCCUCUUGCGAAGCGGUGGUUGCACUUGCUCUCUCUCCUGAGGGAAUCAGUAUAAUCAUUCUACUGCGAACCCAGACACAUCACAGUGCGGUCAAAAGCGUGGUUUUAAAGGAACAGUCUGACAUCUUGGGAAAUCCUUUUGUCUGUGGUCUUAUUCAGAGCUGAUAGAGGGAAGAUUGAUACGAAAACUUGCUGGACACGCAGAAAUGAAUUAUAUCCAUCCUCUCCCCUGACUUGCAUCUUGAAAAGGAAACGUAUGGUUGUGUCAAAAUGAGUUUCCGAUGCAUUGCCAGUAUUUCAUUACACAUGAUAACAUCCGCCUAACAAUGUGAGUGAAAGGUUUUGGGUUUUUCCCCAUAAUACUUACAUGACUGCAUGCACUGGAGCUCCAAAAGUUUGAGCACAACCUGCUGACUCAUGUUAAUCCCAUUAUGAUUGUGUUUAAAAUACAACACAUGACAGUCAGGACACCUCUCUCUUCUUUCGUCUUCUAACAGUUUGUGCAAAAGCUUUGAGGCGUUCUUUCCUCUCCUGUGAUUAACCCCACUGAACAUAUAUUGGGGCGCGACACAGCAUUCUGUGACAUCACGUGAGGCUUUGUGGAACGCCCAGAUCACGGUGGGAAAGCAUGAGUCAGCAGCAGUAUGAAUACUUGUGGGGUCCAUGUCAGCUCACGUCCAUGAUGUCAUAAAGCAAAAGGGGAACUCAACUCAAGACUCAACCUGUGUCAAGGCCAGUCAAAUUGUUAAGCUGAUGUUAUUAUUUGUGAGAAAUAAAAAUAGCAUUACAUUCAACACCAAUGCAAAGUAGUGAUUAGACUAGUGGACUUUUUGACCCCAUGCUACCGUACGCCCCCAAAAUGUGAGAGCUUUCCUUCUACAUGGUGAAAAUAAUGGUGAUAUAUCAGGUCAGUAGUUUCAAGUCUGCACAGCAUCUUAGAGCAGUUACAGAAUGGCAAACAGUGAAAAACCAAAUGUGAGUAUUAAAAAGAGAUCUCUACUGGAAGGAUACAGUUCUGAAUGUUUCUUGUACAUAGCAAAAUGACUGGAACAUGAUGCAGAGUAGAAUUAUUUCAUCAUGAAGAGACGCUGAAAAGAGAUUUCCAUUUAAUUGUUCAAAUAAUGUCAUAACUAUUGGUAUUAAUAUUAUUGUUAAAUGUUUUAUGUUGAAAUGUGAGACACAUGUGGUUACAUGUCAUUCGAACUUCUUUCCCUUUUUCUUUUUACUGCAGCAGACAUAUUUGCUAUAUUUAAUAUGAUCGAUGUGACUUAUUAACAAUGUGAAAAACCAUAUGUAUAUAAAGGCAAACAAAUACAGGUAUGUACAUAGUUUUACGUCAAGUCACUCGUUUCAAGCACUAUUUUUAAGACACGCUUAUCAAACUCCUUUGUCGAUUCUUUUUUUUUUUUUUUUUUUUUUCUGUUUUGUUUUGUAAAUUGUAAAUAGUACUCUCAUCACAGAACACUGGACUCUAUGACAGCCUGGAAAUGGUGCCAUACUACUGAGACUUGUUUAAUAGGCUCUAAUGUUGGAGAGUUUCAUUUUGUUUUCUGUUUAGCCACGGUAACUUUUAACAUGCUAACAGGACAAGGUGUAGAUGUCGCAGAUUUGACCCGUGUCCUUUGACUGCUUGUUUCAAUUGUUUGAUUUUUCGUCCUUUGAUAAAUAAAGGAUUUCUUCAAUCACAGAAAAAAGAAAAAAAAAAAAAACACAAAACACAAACUUCUUGCAAAGCAUAUAACUCUGACCACUCAUACGGUACGUCUCUCUCUCUGAGCCCUCCAGUUUUGUAUUCACUCGGACAGCAGACAGCAGGGGUGUCCAACCUUUGUCAGUGACUCCCUACCGUGGACCCCUGACAUGUAAAGGUGCUAUGUGUAGCAUUUUAACGUCAAUAAAUCAUUACCACA
Acanthopagrus latus (yellowfin seabream) is the source of this 7202-nucleotide messenger RNA. Its product is annotated as aryl hydrocarbon receptor-like. Gene Ontology annotation, cellular component: nucleus; aryl hydrocarbon receptor complex. Gene Ontology annotation, biological process: regulation of transcription by RNA polymerase II. The transcript has 11 exons. Lineage: Eukaryota; Metazoa; Chordata; Actinopteri; Spariformes; Sparidae. The record is from RefSeq and is a predicted model, not a curated record. Bases 790 to 3693 code for a protein of 967 amino acids. Gene Ontology annotation, molecular function: nuclear receptor activity; protein dimerization activity; transcription cis-regulatory region binding.